AUGCGUCCCGCUCUCCGUCUCCCCAGCAGCCUCGGCACCCGCCGCCACCUCACUUCACAGACCAUCUCCACUAUCAGAGCAUUCUCAACCUCAUAUCGCCAAGCAAACCGAAACUAUGCCACAGUGACCAGCGGUAGCCCGUCCCUGACGGUCACACAGACGAUCGGCGAAUCGAGUCUGCCCUUUGGCUACGGCAGCUACACUCCUUCAUCAAACAAGGCCCAGGAUACGCCCAUCCACCACAUCCGAAUUCCAGCAUUCGCAAGUCUGACUGCCGAACGCAACUUUCGAAAGUUGCACCAUGCAGCCGGGCUGAGAUGGUUGGGUCACAAUGGCUACAACAACGAGGGCGCCGGCGGACACGUCACAGUCCGGGACCCGAUCCUGACCGACCACAUGUGGAUCAACCCGCACGGCAAGUCCUUCAGCUGGAUGCGGCCCGAAGACCUCGUCCUGAUCAACGAGGACGGCCAAGUCGUCGACGGCCACGGCGGAAACAUGCAUUCCGUCAACCCGGCGGGCUAUGUCAUCCACAGCGCCAUUCACCGUGCUCGACCGGAUGUCGUGGCGGUGGUGCAUUGCCACAGCGUUCCGAGUAAGGCGUUUAGCAGUUUGGGGACAAUGUUGGAGCCGAUUAACCAGGAUGCUUGUCGAUUCUACAAAGACCAUGGCCUCGCCCCCUUCGGCGGCAUCGCUCUCGAGAAGCACGUCGAAGGCGAACAUAUCGCCGCCGCUCUCGGCUCAACGAAGGCUUGUAUCCUCCAGAACCACGGGCAUCUGACCGCGGCCAAGUCAGUCGACGCCGCUGUCUUCCUUUUCGGCGCUUUCGACCGCUGCAUUCAAGCACAACUGAUGGCGGAUGCGGCCGUUGCUGGACGAAAGGCGAGGGGCGAAACCACGGGUACGGAAACGAUCAAGGCGAGUGAGGAGGUCGCGAAUUAUACGAGGGAGAUCUAUAACGAUGAGAUGGCUUAUAUCAUGUUUCAAUCCGCUUUCGAGGAUGUCGUGAGAGCGAGUGGCGGGGAGCUAAGCAUGAGGGUCGAGGGAGAGAUUGCGCGAGUUUGA
Molecule: messenger RNA, 1065 nt
Organism: Cyphellophora attinorum
Lineage: Eukaryota; Fungi; Ascomycota; Eurotiomycetes; Chaetothyriales; Cyphellophoraceae
Exons: 4
Coding region: 1-1065 (354 amino acids)
Cellular component (GO): cytoskeleton
Molecular function (GO): actin filament binding
Source: RefSeq, a predicted model, not a curated record